This is a messenger RNA of Zalophus californianus (California sea lion), 3361 nucleotides long. It is a transcript of the gene MYCT1, whose product is annotated as MYC target 1. NCBI's taxonomy places the organism in Eukaryota, Metazoa, Chordata, Mammalia, Carnivora, Otariidae. The transcript has 2 exons. Gene Ontology annotation, cellular component: nucleoplasm. The record is from RefSeq and is a predicted model, not a curated record. Bases 792 to 1292 code for a protein of 166 amino acids.
GUGAAAGUAGAGCUAAACACACAUGGUCUUGACAUAGGAGAUAAAUGUGACAAUAUAAGGUGGAAGAACACUAAAUAUAUCCUAAAAUUAAGGAGCAAUGAUUAUUCUUAUGUAUUUAUUAGCAUUGGUUGCUUUUGCUAUUUCUGUAUUAUAGAUUUUCUACAUAUUAUCCUAGAUUACAAAAACAAACUGAAAAAAAAAACCUUGAUACUCAUAAAACCUAUCUUUUUCAUUUAAAAAAUAAUGAGUCUGAACAAAUUUCUUAAAAAUCACACAAUAUGUUAGGGAUAAAGCUGAGUUGAGAACGCAGAAUCGGUUAGCUCUUUCUGCUUAACAAUCUACCCCAAAAUAUAGUAGCUUAAAAAUAUCAUUUAUUUAGCUCACAAUUCUAUGGGUCAGGAGUUUGGGUUGGGAUCAGCUUAAUAGAUUUUCUGCUGGUCUUCCCUCAUGGGUCACAGUAAGUUGUUAGUUUAACUAACAUCUGAAUUAUCUAGGAUGACCCCAUUCAUGUGUUUGGAGAUAGCAGGCUCUUGGCCUGGGCAACAGUGGUAAGUGGUCCAAUGUGUCUCUCAUCACCAGUAGGCUGGGCUUGUAGAUGCUGGCAGUUAGAGGGCUUCCAAGAGCAACAGGGGUAGAAGCUGAGAGACCUCUUGAAGCUUAGGCUUCAUUUUGCACAGCCUCAUUUCCAUCCCAUCUUAUUGGCCAAAGCAAGGUGUGAAGCCAGCCCAGCUUCCGAGGGGUGGGAAAGAGACUCUACCUCGCGAAGGGAGGAACUUCAAGAGGAUGUCAUAAUGUCCUUCACAGUGUCCAUUGCAAUUGUACUCGUAAUUGCUGGAUUUAUUUGGGCUCUGUUUGUUUGUUUGUCUCGAAGAAGAGCCAGCGCCCCCAUCUCACAAUGGAGUUCGAACCGGCGAUCAAGGUCUUCUUAUAACCAUGGCCUCAACAGAACUGGAUUUUACCGCCACAGUGGCUGUGAACGGCGAAGCAACCUCAGCCUGGCCAGUCUCACCUUCCAGCGACAAGCUUCCCUGGAACAAGCAAAUUCUUUUCCAAGAAAAUCAAGCUUCAGAGCUUCCACUUUCCAUCCCUUUCUGCAAAGCCCCCCACUUCCGGUGGAAACUGACAGUCAGCUGGUGACUCUGCCCACUUCCAGUAGGGUUCCCGCCAUCAGCACUUCGCACAGUCUGGGCCGUCCUGACUUCCACUGGUCCAGUCACAGCCUUCGAGUGGGCUUUUCCACACCACCUCCACCUGCCUAUGAGUCCAUUAUAAAGGCAUUCCCAGAUUCCUGAGGAGGGUGCUUUUGUUUUUAGUUUGUUUCUUCCUUUACUUGUCUUUUACUGACACAAAAUUACAAAUAGGCUAAACGGAAUUUUGAGGUCCUGGGCCAAACAGCCAAUGAGUUUCCAAGCUGAAUUAUGCUCAGUCAGUUGGACAUUAUAAUGUAAAACAUAUUUUCUUUGAAUACAUGCUUUCCUUCCUUGUGACUCACAAAAUAGUAAUAUUUCCCAAAUAGUUAUCUAUUUAUGUAUUUUGUACUCAACGUGAAGGCUGUUAAAGAUGGUGAUUCUUAUCUAAGAUUCAGCUGUGAUACAGCACAUACAUGUAUUUUAGACUAAAAUUAAAACUUUAGAUAUUUGUGGUUUACAAUCCUCAUUCACUGUCCGAUGUGACUAUAAAGGGGAAAAAAUCACUAUGUCACUUUUUAAAAAUAAACCUGUCCUAAGGAAUUUUAAUUUUACUUUCUUCAGAAUGACGUGAAUCAACUUAACAAACCUGGAUUUUUAAUGGAUUAUAUGAGCACAAAAAUGACAGACCAGAGAUUUCUUAAAGUUCCUUGAUGGCACUCAAGAGGUGUGGGAACCAGGCAAAGAAAGGGAAUCUCUGUGGGUAUUAUAGAACACUUCAAUUUUGACACUUAUUUUUGUGCCUUUCCCAAGAAUAGUUAUCUACAUCACUGAGGCAAAAUCCAUGGGUUUACUGAGAUGAUUUAACUUUUCUUCACUGUUGCCGUUAUGUUGUUAGAAAAACAACAGCAAAUCCAAUUCAUUGACCUAAAGACAAACGUUAACACUGAGCUUACAUUUUUCCUAAGGGAUAAAUUGUAUUUCUUAGAUCUAAAUCUAGCAAUUGGGAAAGCACUUUAUCUAGAGACUUUCUGUUGGAACUUCCAGACAAACAAAUAAGGGUCAGUACUGUCAUGAAAUACAUGUUAUAACCAUGAAGAAUUCUCCUUCUUCGAUUGACUCAUCAGGCAUCAUCCCUUGUGUGCUUUCUUACGAAUUUCAGCCUCAGAUUCUAUGGAGAGUCUUUGUACAAUGAUUAAACCAUGCCAUAUGGUCCUUGGUGCAGUUACGUAAGGAGUCUGCUUCCACAGAGCGCCACCCUCAUAAAGAAAGGUACAUUCCCAAAUAUGGGUACCAGAGGGCUUCAGUGGCCAAAUGCCUGUGACUGCCCCUUUUCAUUUAAGGACACGCAUUCACUGGAGUAUUAUUCAAAAGACCUGUGGUUCAUAUCUGAUAUAGUGACUAUUUAGCUUAUGUUGCUGUUCAUUUGUUUCUCUGAACAUUGGGAUUUCUAGUGAAGAAAAAAAAUGUACUCUCAUUUUAGUUUUUGCAAUUCAGUGCUCACAGGUAAUAGCAUCCGAAUAUGGUUCAAGAAUGUAAUAAUUUCUACAUAGUAAGAGAUUGUGUAUAGCAUUUUCUUUAAUAUUUUUAUUUAGCAUAUAUUUUCCAUUGUUCCUCAAGGACAAUUUUUCUUAAUGAUGUCUACAGACUGAUGCUCUCUAAUGUAAUAUACCAGAAAGAAAGAAAGAAAGAAAGAAAGAAAGAAAGAAAGAAAGAAAGAAAGAAAGAAAGAAAGAAAGAAAGAAGAGGAAGGAAGGGAGGAAGAAGGGAAAAGAGGAGGAAGAAAGAAAGAAAGAAAAAAAAAGCUCACAAGAUCACCAAUUUGUUGUAAGUUGGUCUUUAACAAAUUUAGCAAUUGUUAUAUAGCCACGUAAGAUUUCAGGAGGGCAUUAACUUAGUAACAAGGCUAUCUUUUUGCUUGUAUGUCAUCCUUAAUAUUUAAUAUGAUAAGUAAGCAAAGUGUAUGGUUUUUAUCUAGAAUUUAUACUGGGAAUAAAAAUUGCUUUAUAUCUCUCAAAUUAAGAAAAAGGGAGCAAAAAUCUUCUGGUGAAUUUAAUAAUCUGGCAGAAUUGUGGCCACCCCUCUCCCCAAGUUACAAAACAAUCAAACUGAAUAUCUUAUAAAUAUUGUGCAACGUAUGAAAUGUGAAAUUAAGAUAAAAACUAGGAACUUUUAAAGUUCUGUCUGAUUCGAAAUGUUUAGUUGAUUAUGAAAUAAAAUUAAAUUGAUGUCAA